Zerene cesonia (dogface butterfly) is the source of this 6654-nucleotide messenger RNA. Its product is annotated as autophagy-related protein 2 homolog A. Lineage: Eukaryota; Metazoa; Arthropoda; Insecta; Lepidoptera; Pieridae. Gene Ontology annotation, biological process: piecemeal microautophagy of the nucleus; autophagy of mitochondrion; autophagosome assembly. The record is from RefSeq and is a predicted model, not a curated record. Gene Ontology annotation, molecular function: phosphatidylinositol-3-phosphate binding. Gene Ontology annotation, cellular component: phagophore assembly site; extrinsic component of membrane. Bases 86 to 6571 code for a protein of 2161 amino acids. The transcript has 38 exons.
ACUGAAGUCAAAUCACACGCAAAUCACAAUAGUCAUUACGCACAAAAGCAAAAAUUAAAAGUGUAAUGAUCUUGUAUCCGUGAAGAUGUUUUGGUACCCAUGGUCCGAAAGUAUUAAAAAAAGAGCCUGUCGAUACCUUCUCCAGAGGUAUCUUGGAAACUUUCUUGAAGAAAAACUUACUUUAGAUCAGCUGAGUGUCGAUUUAUACAAUGGAACUGGGACGGUUUCUGAAGUCAGCCUUGACUGUGAGGCACUCAAUGAAUUGGGUGAUUCUCAAAACUGGCCGUUGGAAAUAGUUGAUGGGCAUAUGCAAGAAAUCACUGUGACCGUGCCAUGGUCAACAUUACUUAAAGAUGAUUCAAUUGUUGAGAUUAACGGACUAUCACUCACAGUUCAACCAAAAGUGCGAACAGAGCCAGUGUCAUCCAUGUUGGAGUCCAUGUGGUCGUCAAUGUCCUCAUCAAUGCAAUUGGCAGCAGAAUGCCUCCGCGAUGAGGCCGGACCACAGGAAUCAAAUCCAGUAGAAGGCAUUGAAAUGUUUGCACAUGCUAUUGAUUCCAUUUUAAGCAGAGUGAAGGUCAAAUUUGUGAAUACAAAGAUAAGGAUAGAACAUGUUCCUAAAAACGGUACAAAAGGAAUAGCAUUGGAAGCUCAUAUAAAAAACAUCGAUUAUUUUGAUGAGGCUGGCUCAGAAUCAAUACCCGAAUCUACAGAUACAGAAAAGAACAAAACAUAUGUAGUAGCAACAUAUACAAACAAGAAAAUAAAGUUCUCAGGCAUAACAUUUUAUAUCGACGAGUUUCCUUCAAAACUGCGGACAAUGGCCCCAAGUUUAAUUAUGGAAAAAUCGGCAUCUUCUCAAGCCGAUAAAUCUGAAGGUACUGCUGAGACACCAGAUGCAAACUACCAAAGCACAAUGUCCGAUGUAUUCUAUGAAGCUAGAAGUGUUAUAUCCACAAUAGAUUCCGAUCCGAUAAGGGAUAUAAUUGAAGAUAGACACAGUGAUUCUACGAGGGAAAAUACUCCGGAAGAGAAAGCAAGCCAACCAGAUCCAAUACUCUUUGCUAAACUCACUGGUCAUCAAGAAUUAACGUUAAAACUGAAACACUCUGAAGAAGUAGAAGGCCCUAAAGUGGAAGUGAAGGUGCUGUUGGGGUCUUUUCUAGUUUUCAUGACUCCAAGACAGUUGCACACAAUUAUAGAACUCUGUGAUGCUUUAAAUCAGCCAGAUUUAGAGGAUACAAGCAAUAUACCCAUUCGACCCAGUGGUGUAAAUGUCCAAUGCAAACCAAUGACUCAUGCAGAUUUUCAACUGAUAGAGGCCCAGUUACUUGGAAAUUUAGAGAAAAGAGCCAAACCAACUACUAUGCACGGAUGGUCGGGACCAAGUGUUGAAGACAGCGAGAUAGACAGUGAGAGAUUUCACCCAAUGACGUCAGAUGCACAGAUGUCAGAGAGUUUCAACUCGUCGGUGAGUUCUAUGAGCGCUAGCAUGACGUCCAGUCUCAAUAUACCCACGGCCCAACCGAGGAUCAAGAGAAAUAAAAAAGUUCCACACAUAGACGGUGACCCCACAGCUGAGGUGUCCCACGUCAGUCUUCGAAUAGCGUCAGUUUCCUGUGUCCUACUACAUAAGGAUAUCCUUGUACCUACACCAAUGGGUAUCACUUGUGUAUCACAUUCGUCUGCAAGCAAGUUGCAGCAAGUAAGCACCGAGUUCUUCGCUCGCAUCGAAACGUUCACUAAAAUGGACGAAAGAAAAGAUUUGAACACAAUAAACGAAUCACUGGAUAUCGCCACUGAUCUGGAUCAUUUAAGAUUACUAGCAUCAGAAAUAAGUCUGGACGGUAGCGAGAAAGUGACGUCACACGGCAGUCAAACAAUGUGCGAGGCGGCUGUGAGGAGUAUCCUUGUGAGGGAGUGCUUAUACAUUCAGCCCGAGGAUGAAGAGGUCCAGAGGCAUAGCUUCGAUUUGAUACAUUUUGAUAAGGAAGACGACGACUCUGGUAUGGUACCGCCAAAGUCGAAUUUAAGAAUGAACUUCAAACAAACAUCCAAAUACAUGCGGAUUGGUGGUGAAAGGAAACUAGUUUAUCCCACUACAGAUGUCAUUUUGAAAUGUACGCCAUUCCACAUAGACGUUGAGUUGACGCUGAUAGAGCGAAUGUCGGCGACGUUUUUCCCGAGCAACAACACGGCGAGUGCGCCUGCGCAAAGCCAACCACAAAACCAUUUCAACUUUACGCUGCAUUGUCCCAAUUUGAAUGCUAUUUUGAGGUUCCCGAUAGCAGACCUACGUCCAGGCGUAAACAGCGAGUCCCGGCGCGUGCGCAACGACUAUCUCGUGUUCAAGUUUCAAAACGCGACGGUUUCUUGCCAGCAAGUGCCCUCCACUCGACCGCUGCCCACCACUAUUGCUGUUAAAGCUACCACCCUGGACUUGUACUAUCAUGAAAAUGAACACCUACCUGCAACUCAUAUUGCUCAAACCACAAUGGACGACUCGUCACUUGAAGGCGAUAUACUUAAAGGCAACACAACUACUCCCCUUCCUAUGAUAUCGAUAACAUUCCAACCACGCAAAACAAGCAAUGGCCCGUUCGAUACUCUCGCAGACGAGUUUAGCUUCGAGCCAAAAGCGAGUAACCCCAUGACUACUUCCAUGUAUAUAAUGAAUAACCUAAGGAGCACACUCCCAAGCCCGUUUAGUGGAAAGAAAAUGGCGCAUCAGGGUAUUGGCAAACACGAAACACAGACUAAAGGUCAAGAGGAAGAAUUAAUCGUACCCGGUACGGAUGAGGAAAUGGCCGAAUUCACAAACAGUUCCGUGGAAAAUUCAUCAAUUCAUCUUGACUUCAACUUACCGAUACUUAGCUUACAACUUGAAUCAAAACAGCUGUACGAGAUAAUAUACAAUCGCAUCAACUCGGACCUGUUGCUAUGGGAACCGCGAGUCGCGGAACCGUUUGACAUCACUCCGCACAUCUGCGGCCCCAUUUAUCCCGCCUUCGGAGUUUGCAAGGGAUAUGACUCGGAUUCCGAUAGCUCAUCAUCGGAAGAGGAAAACUUGUACUAUUCAACAUACGAUCACAAAACGAGGAAGAAUUUGGGCAACACAAAACCAUUGCCAGAGAACAAGGAGAGUGAGUCGCACAACUUCUGCUUAACCCUGAAAGUUGGCAAGGGCUUGCUCAGUAUAUACGCUCCUGUGAGGGAUAGUAACAAACAAGUGGUGCCAGGUCAAAUGGGCGAACUAGUGCUGGAAGCGCAGAAGUUAUCCAUGUGCCAAGUUAGUGGUCUCAAUGGACGGGCUAAAACAGCUCAAAUGUGUUUGAGAGGCACCAAGAUGACUCUUUAUCAUGAACCUAUUCUGACAAUUCCAUCAAUCAAGCCGAAUUUACGUUUACACGGAACUGCGUUACCAUCCCACCUCAAAAAAACUAUAUAUCCCUCGAACAAAGGUGUGUUCAUAAAGGAAAGAAUGGAGCCAAAGGAUAUGUUCACAUUGGCCUUAAAGACUGAACCGAAUAGUGAUACACCAGGCCUUAAGACAAUUUGCAUAGCGCUGGGCAUAGAGCAGGCUACAUUGCGGCACAGAGGCGAUAAAGGCAUCGCUUGGUUGAACCAAUUCAUGGAUAUAUUGGAUGUCCUAGACUACCCUGUGCCUGGAUACACGCCGUCAACUGUGCUAUCCGAACUGCAUGUACAUGUGUGGGAUUGUGCUGUGGACUAUAGACCUCUUUACCUACCGAUACGAACGGUAGCAACUCUAGGUAACUUCAGUGUAUCAAGCAACCUCAUACCAGAAACAAACACAUCAUACCUUCGAUUCUUGGCUCAGGAGUGCACUUUAUUCCUCUAUUAUGUCAAUAACGCGAAACCAAACACAGCUGUGCCGCAAGAUGAUGAGAAACACCCAGACAUACAUAGAGACUAUGUUUGUGUAGUCGACGUUGGACUAUUUGAGUUGUCGCUCAGAAUGGCGGAUAAGACUACGGGGACUAACGACCAACCGCAAGUGGAUCUGACAGCGUCCAAUAACAUGGUGAACAUGUACACGUGCUGGGAUUCAGCGUCAGCGCUGUGCCGCUUGCUGACAUACGUCGCUUCGGAUGGCGACUCGAAUCCGCCAUACAUCCGCUCUCGACAUACAAGUAUAUGUUCUGAUCAGCUUGAACAGCUUGUUGGUCUUGAUGACAGACCCAUGGAAGAAAUCAGAGAACUUUCGCCCAGUGAAAUUCAACAAGUGAACGAUCUUAUGGCAGAGGCUUUGAAGGAAAGUCCAAAUAACACAAAUGAAGAAGAUGAAUUGAUCAGUUCGACUGAAAAAGAAGGUGUUGAAGUGUUCUUCUUUCCAGACGAAUCUAUAAAAAAACAGAAACAGAUGUCUGAAUGUAUGGACAUGGACAUUGAGACGCAAAGUGUGGAAGACCAAGAAUGUAAGAGUAUAGACGUGAUAGAGCAAGCACAAGAAGCAAAGCCCAAUAUUCAAGUGACUAGAGAUUUGGGGGAUCCAACGCUAACGCCUAAGGCUUCUCCACGAAAGUCUAGACGGAAAAAGGUUAAAUCGGGAGGAGAUGGCAGUAACACAGACGACGAAUACUGCAUAGUGGACACACAAGCAUACACACAGGACAACGAGAUGGACGAGCCAGUGGUGAAUUGGAUCGGACCCGGCCCUGUGUAUAUGGUGGAUAACCAUUUCACAGUGCCGGCCGCUCGGUCGGACGUUCUUAAAGCGCCUAAGAGUUUCCCGCUUCCCGUGUUGAGGUAUACACUGUGCGAAAUGAGCCUAACAUGGAACAUGUACGGCGGCAAUGACUUCCGCCCGACAUCUGGAACCCCCAAAAAAACCGUGAGCAUUGAGGUCGAUUCAAGAAGACAAGGUUCUCCUACUGCUAAACGUAGCAAAGACUACGAGCCGUACGAGAAAAGUGUGGCGGUUGCGGCAGCGAUGCGAGGUGGCGUGAGCUGGUCUGCCGGCAGUGAGCGAGUGCGUCCCGCGCCCGCCGCCCGCGCCGACCCGCGCGCGCGUGGCGGCGCCCUGCGCGACCACCACACGUGCGUCAAGCUCUGCCUCACCAAGGUCAAAUUCCAACACGAAGUAUAUCCUUCAGGAGGUACACAAGCGUCUCGUCAAACACUAGCUAUCACCAAGAUAGAAGUGUUGGACCGCCUCGUUUGCAGCGACAUCAACAAACUGCUCAGUCAGUAUAAGCUAAAGGACGAGCCUGAGAGAAAGAACGCCCAUAUGUUGGUAGUGAAAGCGGUACAUCUGAGAGCCGACGCCGCGUUGCCAGCACAAGAGUGCUGCCUUAAGGUGUCACUGUUGCCGCUCAGGUUCAACCUGGAUCAAGACACGUUAGCAUUCUUGGUUGGCUUCUUCUCCAAGCUGGGCACUGAUGAAUCCAGCGAAGAAGAGUCAAUAGCUGGGGGAGCAACAAGCGAGUCCGGUGGCACAGGCGGUUCCGGAGGGUCUCGUCAAACGACUCCCACGCACCGACCGCCCGUUAUGAGUAUCGCAAGCCAUUUGCGGGACCCCCCGCCCACGCCCACUUCGCUCGGUGACGCGGAUUGUCUCUCUCUUAACGAAACAGUAAUUCGUGACGAUGAACCCCUCAUGGAGACAUAUGAAGCAGAACGCCUUGUGUCAGAGAAUCUUAUACAAUUAGAAGAAGAUUUCCAACGGCUAGCCGUGAGUCAAGAGAAGACAACCAGCAAACUGCCUGAUGCCGAACCCGUGGAUGAUUCACCUAUCUACUUUAGGCGCGUAGUAUUUUCGCCUGAAGUACCAAUAAGGUUGGACUACGUCGGCAAACGUGUCGAUCUGUCUGCGGGGCCAGUGGCCGGUCUGCUCAUGGGUUUGGGUCAACUCAACUGCUCCGAACUCACGCUCAAACGACUGGACUAUAAGUUGGGUCUUCUGGGCUUAGAAAAGCUCGUGCAAUGGGCUUUGCACGAGUGGCUCUCUGACAUAAAGCGCCAUCAGCUGCCAGGACUCCUCAGCGGUAUUGGGCCAAUGCAUUCCUUACUUCAAAUAAUAACCGGCAUCCGUGACCUGGUGUGGCUGCCGGUGGAGCAGUGGCGGCGCGACGGGCGGCUCGUGCACGGGCUGCGGCGCGGCGCCGCCUCCUUCACCGCGCGCACCGCCGUCGCCGCGCUCGACAUCACCGCGCGCCUGCUGCACCUCGUGCAGGCAACAGCGGAGACCGCGUUCGACAUGCUGACGCCGGCGCCGGCGCUGCCGCUGGGCGCGGCGGCGCGCGCGCGCCGGCGCCGCCGCGACCCCGCGCGCCACCCCGCCGACAUCCGCGAGGGCGUGGCCAGCGCCUACCUCACUGUGCGGGAGGGGUUCGCGGAGACGGCGGCGAGCAUGGCGGCGGCGGCGCGGCGCGGGCGCGGCGCGGGCGUGCUGCGGCAGCUGCCGGGCGCCGCCGUGGCGCCGCUCGCGCUGGCCGCCGCCGGCGCCGCCGACCUGCUGGGCGGCGUGCGCGCCGCGCUCGCGCCCGACCUCUGCCGCGACCACGCCGACAAGUGGCGCCGCGCCGACGCCGACGAUACAACAGAUUAGUCGUAAGAAGUCCGCAUCCUACUUAAUGUAAUGAUCUCCAUGCAUAUCCUAUCCACGGUGACGGUUCAUUUUAGUAUCCAAAA